Molecule: messenger RNA, 3783 nt
Organism: Budorcas taxicolor (takin)
Lineage: Eukaryota; Metazoa; Chordata; Mammalia; Artiodactyla; Bovidae
Gene: JAG1
Product: jagged canonical Notch ligand 1
Exons: 26
Coding region: 1-3657 (1218 amino acids)
Biological process (GO): multicellular organism development; cell communication; Notch signaling pathway
Cellular component (GO): membrane
Molecular function (GO): calcium ion binding; Notch binding
Source: RefSeq, a predicted model, not a curated record
AUGCGGUCCCCACGGACGCGCGGCCGGCCCGGGCGCCCCCUGAGCCUCCUGCUCGCCCUGCUCUGCGCCCUGCGAGCCAAGGUGUGCGGGGCCUCCGGGCAGUUCGAGCUGGAGAUCCUGUCUAUGGAGAACGUGAACGGGGAGCUUCAGAACGGGAACUGCUGCGGCGGCUCCCGGAACCCGGGGGACCGCAAGUGCUCCCGCGACGAGUGUGACACGUACUUCAAAGUGUGCCUCAAGGAGUACCAGUCGCGCGUCACGGCCGGGGGACCGUGCAGCUUCGGCUCGGGGUCCACGCCUGUCAUCGGGGGCAACACCUUCGACCUCAAAGCCAGUCGCGGCAACGGACGCAACCGCAUCGUGCUGCCUUUCAGUUUCGCCUGGCCGAGGUCCUACACUUUGCUUGUGGAGGCCUGGGAUUCCAGCAAUGACACUGUCCAACCUGACAGCCUCAUUGAAAAGGCCUCCUACUCAGGCAUGAUCAACCCUGGCCGGCAGUGGCAGACGCUGAAGCAGAACACAGGGGUCGCCCACUUUGAGUAUCAGAUCCGAGUAACCUGCGACGACUAUUACUACGGCUUCGGCUGCAAUAAGUUCUGCCGACCCAGAGACGACUUCUUUGGACACUAUGCCUGCGACCAGAAUGGGAACAAAACGUGCAUGGAAGGCUGGAUGGGCCCAGAGUGCAACAAAGCUAUUUGCCGACAGGGCUGUAGCCCCAAGCACGGGUCUUGCAAACUCCCAGGCGAUUGCAGGUGCCAGUAUGGCUGGCAGGGCCUGUACUGCGACAAGUGCAUCCCGCACCCCGGCUGCGUCCACGGCACGUGUAACGAGCCCUGGCAGUGCCUCUGCGAGACCAACUGGGGCGGCCAGCUCUGCGACAAAGAUCUCAACUACUGCGGGACCCACCAGCCGUGUCUCAAUGGGGGAACUUGUAGUAACACAGGACCUGACAAAUACCAGUGUUCCUGCCCCGAAGGGUACUCCGGGCCUAACUGUGAAAUCGCGGAGCACGCCUGCCUCUCUGAUCCCUGCCACAACAGAGGAAGCUGCAAGGAGACCUCCCUGGGGUUCGAGUGUGAGUGUUCUCCGGGCUGGACUGGCCCCACAUGCUCCACGAACAUUGAUGACUGUUCUCCAAAUAACUGUUCCCAUGGGGGCACCUGCCAGGACUUGGUUAACGGAUUUAAGUGCGUGUGCCCGCCCCAGUGGACUGGCAAAACGUGCCAGUUAGAUGCAAAUGAAUGCGAGGCCAAACCUUGUGUAAAUGCUAGAUCCUGCAAGAAUCUGAUUGCCAGCUACUACUGCGAUUGCCUCCCAGGCUGGAUGGGUCAAAACUGUGACAUAAAUAUUAAUGACUGCGUUGGCCAGUGUCAGAAUGAUGCCUCCUGUCGGGAUUUGGUGAACGGUUAUCGCUGUAUCUGUCCACCUGGCUAUGCAGGUGAUCACUGUGAGACAGACAUCGAUGAGUGUGCCAGCAACCCCUGUCUCAACGGGGGUCACUGUCAGAACGAAAUCAACAGAUUCCAGUGUCUGUGUCCCACUGGUUUCUCUGGAAACCUCUGUCAGCUGGACAUCGACUAUUGUGAGCCCAAUCCCUGCCAAAACGGCGCCCAGUGCUACAACCGUGCCAGUGACUAUUUCUGCAAGUGUCCUGAGGACUAUGAAGGCAAGAACUGCUCCCACCUUAAAGACCACUGCCGCACCACCCCCUGCGAAGUGAUUGACAGCUGCACCGUGGCCAUGGCCUCCAAUGACACGCCGGAAGGGGUGCGCUACAUUUCCUCCAAUGUCUGCGGCCCCCACGGGAAGUGCAAGAGUCAGUCGGGAGGCAAGUUCACCUGUGACUGUAACAAGGGCUUCACCGGAACGUACUGCCAUGAAAACAUUAACGACUGUGAGAGCAACCCCUGUAGAAACGGCGGCACCUGCAUCGAUGGCGUCAACUCCUACGCGUGCAUCUGCAGCGGUGGCUGGGAAGGCGCCCACUGCGAGACCAACAUUAACGACUGCAGCCAGAACCCCUGCCACAACGGAGGCUCCUGUCGCGACUUGGUCAGUGACUUUUACUGCGACUGUAAAAACGGGUGGAAAGGCAAGACGUGCCACUCACGCGACAGUCAGUGUGAUGAGGCCACAUGCAAUAACGGUGGCACCUGCUACGACGAAGGGGACACUUUCAAGUGCAUGUGCCCGGGAGGCUGGGAAGGCACGACCUGCAACAUAGCCCGGAACAGCAGUUGCCUGCCCAGCCCCUGCCACAAUGGAGGCACCUGUGUGGUCAAUGGCGAGUCCUUCACGUGUGUCUGCAAGGAAGGCUGGGAGGGGCCCAUCUGCACGCAGAACACCAAUGACUGCAGUCCUCAUCCCUGUUAUAACAGUGGCACAUGCGUGGAUGGUGAGAACUGGUACCGCUGUGAAUGUGCCCCCGGCUUCGCUGGGCCCGACUGCAGAAUAAACAUCAACGAAUGCCAGUCUUCACCUUGUGCUUUUGGUGCGACCUGUGUGGAUGAGAUCAAUGGUUACCGCUGUAUCUGCCCCCCAGGGCACAGUGGUGCCAAAUGCCAGGAAGUUUCAGGGAGGUCGUGCGUCACCAUGGGGAGCGUGAUACCCGACGGGGCCAGGUGGGACGCCGACUGCAAUGCCUGCCAGUGCCUGGACGGGAGGGUCGCCUGCUCCAAGGUGUGGUGUGGCCCCCGCCCUUGCUCACUGCACAGAGGGCACAGUGAGUGCCCCAGUGGGCAGAGCUGCGUGCCCAUCCUGGAUACCCAGUGCUUCGUGCACCCCUGCACCGGGGUGGGUGAGUGCCGGUCCUCAAGCCUCCAGCCCGUGAAGACCAAGUGCGAAUCUGACCCCUACUAUCAGGAUAACUGUGCCAACAUCACGUUCACCUUCAACAAGGAGAUGAUGUCGCCGGGUCUCACCACGGAGCAUAUUUGCAGUGAACUGCGGAAUUUGAAUAUUUUGAAGAACGUUUCUGCCGAAUAUUCGCUUUACGUAGCUUGCGAGCCUUCCCCUUCUGCAAACAAUGAAAUGCAUGUGGCCAUUUCUGCUGAAGACAUCCGGGAUGAUGGAAACCCUAUCAAGGAGAUCACCGACAAAAUCAUAAAUCUCGUCAGUAAACGUGAUGGGAACAGCUCGCUGAUUGCUGCCGUCUCGGAAGUCAGAGUUCAGAGGCGUCCUCUGAAGAGCGAAACAGAUUUCCUGGUGCCGCUGCUGAGCUCUGUGCUGACCGUGGCCUGGCUCUGCUGCCUGGUGACCGCCUUCUACUGGUGCGUGCGCAAGCGCCGGAAGCCGGGCAGCCACGCGCGCGCCGCUUCCGAGGAUAACACCACCAACAACGUGCGCGAGCAGCUGAACCAGAUUAAGAACCCCAUCGAGAAGCACGGGGCCAACACGGUCCCCGUCAAGGACUACGAGAGCAAGAACUCCAAAAUGUCCAAAAUAAGGACACACAACUCGGAGGUGGAGGAGGACGACAUGGACAAACACCAGCAGAAGGCGCGCUUCGCCAAGCAGGCCACGUACACGCUGGUCGACCGAGAGGAGAAGCCCCCCCAUGGCACGCCGGCCAAACACCCCAACUGGACAAACAAACAGGACAACAGAGACCUGGAGAGCGCGCAGAGCCUGAACCGCAUGGAGUACGUCGUAUAGCAGACCGGCGGGCGCCGUCCGAGGGCUCCCGGGGCUCCCGCUCCUGCGGCUGCCCUGUCUGUCGUGUUCCGGCCCCACGCUGCCCUGGAUGUAGAGUCCCGUGCUAAUUUAAGUUCUGACAAGCUG